Colletotrichum truncatum is the source of this 1581-nucleotide messenger RNA. Its product is annotated as C6 zinc finger domain-containing protein. The record is from RefSeq and is a predicted model, not a curated record. Lineage: Eukaryota; Fungi; Ascomycota; Sordariomycetes; Glomerellales; Glomerellaceae. Gene Ontology annotation, molecular function: DNA-binding transcription activator activity, RNA polymerase II-specific; zinc ion binding. Gene Ontology annotation, biological process: regulation of transcription by RNA polymerase II.
AUGAUAACUUCAUUCCUCAAUCCACUCAGUCCGACGGCCAGUCCGAAUGCCGGUGUCAUGAACGGUGAAUCCCCAGGCACAGAGUCGCCCUCUCUUAAAGACGAGGUUGAGCGUCUUGAGAAUGGCGACAAACCGAAGAUGGGUUCUGGGGUGAGGGGUACGCGUAUCGGCCACAAGAAGUCGCGGAAUGGCUGUCAGCAGUGUAAGAAGCGGCGUGUCAAGUGCGAUGAAAGCCGGCCAUGUCGGAAUUGCGUACGGCACGACGUCAAGUGCAGUCUGGUCUUGACACCCUUCGCCCCGCAGCUCCCAACCGUCGCCGAAUCGCCUAAGCCGGCUUCAGAGGCGGCCAACACGGCAACCCCCCGCAGUGUUGGCGAAACCUCAACAAGUAGCCAUCCUGGUAGCCAACGCGACAGAGCCUCGCCUCAACUGUCAUCUUUGAGGGAGAAGGUCGCUGCCAUGCAGGGGCUAUUGUCCGAGUUUUCCGCCGAGAUGGAGACGCUCACCCAGCAAACCGCUCACGGGGGAGACAAUGUCUCCAACUCGAACCAAGGCGAAUCCGGAGAAAGUCAGAAUAUCUCUCCUUCGGAUUGGCUGACUGACAUGAAGCUCGUCCAUCAUUUUACAUCGAAUACUGCUUACACCCUUUCGGAGAACCGUGACUUCGUUCACCUAUGGACCACUACAGUGCCUGAAAUUGCAUUUGCUCAUGACUUUCUCCUUCAUGGCAUUCUCGCCGUAUCAGCGAUCCAUCUCGCCCAUUUACACCCGGAAAGGCGUGAGGAAUUCACCACAAUAUCUACCCGCCACCAAACAACCGCACUGGGCCAAUUUUCGCCCCGACUGAACGAUAUAGGGGAAACCAACGCUGACGCAUACGUCCUUCAUGCCGUUUGUAUUUUCCUCUUGAACACCUACUCUAUUGCCAACCCACAUGGGCCCAUCACAUCGAAGGACGUUGCUCAGUCCUUCAUCCUACUACAAGGUAUCAAGAGCAUUCUCACCCUUCCAUUUGCUCAUCGCUAUAUUGCAAAUGGCCCUUUGGCACGCUGGCUCUACCAAAGCGGCAUGGAGCCCGCCGUAACCGGAAACUACGCAAGUAAGAUUGACGAUCUCAUCAACCUCACUCGCAGCAUGGCGCCCUCUGAAGACACGUCCACCUGCCAAUCCGCCCUCGAAGGGCUUAAGCUCACAUUUGCCGCUGUUUCGGCACCUACUCACCGACUCGGCCUUGUCUGGCGAUGGGCAGUCUCGUUACCCCAGUCAUUCCUCGAGCUCAUGAGCCAGAACCACCCAAUGGCCCUAGUCAUCCUCAUGUACUACGCUGCGUUGGUACACGCCUUUGAGCGAAAGCUGUGGUAUCUCAACGGGUGGGGAGUUAAUGUGGCAUCGGCUUUGGACAAGACUAUUCAAGAGCCUUGGAGGGGGUGGAUUCAGUGGCCACUGCGGUGUGUUCGCGAAGGUGUUGAUAUUCGACAGGUCGAGCCCGAUCCACCGUCAAAUACUACCCCCAAGCCCGAACCGAUUGGGCUUCCUACGAUCAAAAUGGAUCUGUUCAGGGUGGGGGAACCUCCACCAUGA